Messenger RNA from Musa acuminata subsp. malaccensis (wild Malaysian banana), 350 nucleotides. The record is from RefSeq and is a predicted model, not a curated record. NCBI's taxonomy places the organism in Eukaryota, Viridiplantae, Streptophyta, Magnoliopsida, Zingiberales, Musaceae.
UACUCCUGCGGACUGGCGGCGGAGGUGGUGAUGAUGUCUCGGUGGUACAGGAACGUGGUCUUCCACCUCAAGCGAGCUUGGUACGCCGUCUCCUGCUGCCUAAGGUCCCCGCGGCAAGGUAGAGGGAUACUUGAGCUCCAUGAUGAAGUGCAGACGUGUGAAUACGAAGAUGUGCAAGUCAUGUGGGACAUGCUGACCAAACCUGUGAUGGAGACGGAGACGGAGACGGAGACGGUGGCGAAUCAAGCAGAGGAACCGAUCAUGUCGGAGGCUGUCGUCGUGAAAAAAGCAGAGGAACUUCUGGAAACCACCAAAGAGAAAUUAGAGAAAGCUUUAGAUUAGUAUUAGCU